Taeniopygia guttata (zebra finch) is the source of this 5630-nucleotide messenger RNA. RefSeq names its product SH3 domain containing ring finger 2 (gene SH3RF2). Gene Ontology annotation, molecular function: ubiquitin protein ligase activity; protein phosphatase 1 binding. Gene Ontology annotation, biological process: positive regulation of proteasomal ubiquitin-dependent protein catabolic process; negative regulation of apoptotic process; protein ubiquitination. The record is from RefSeq and is a predicted model, not a curated record. Gene Ontology annotation, cellular component: nucleoplasm. Lineage: Eukaryota; Metazoa; Chordata; Aves; Passeriformes; Estrildidae.
GCGCUGGCGAGGGGCGCAUCCCCGGGGCCGCGGGGCGGGAGCGCCGGGCGCGGGCAGCCGGGGCCGGAGCGGGUCUGGCACACGCCGCUCCCGCAGCAGGCCCGUGCCAGCCCCGGUGCCAGGGCUGCCCUGUGCCCUGGGCACAUCGCGGCCGCUGCAGGCCCGGGCUUGAGCCCGCCGAGCGCCCGGCCUCAGCCCCGCGGCCGGGAGCCGAACAGGUUGGGCGGCUCCGGGCCGUGGGAGGAAUAAUCGCUUGGGGUUGAUUCCGCGAGCUGAGGCGGCCAAACCGGGCGAGGAUGGCACUGCGGAGCCACCCGCGGCAUUGCCAGGUGGCCCCGGCGAGCUGAAGGAGUUUCUAUAGAGCUGCGGCGGAGACGGGCACGGAGAGCCGGGCCGGCGGGGCGGCCGGAGCGGUGCUCGGGCUGCUGUUCAUCAGGGACUCGAUUGUUCCUGAGCUGCUGGAUUGCUCCUGAGCCGCUGGAUUGCUCCUGAGCCGCUGGAUUGCUCCUGAGCAGCUGCAUUGCUCCUGCCCUGCCAGCCCCGCCGCACGGAGCAGGACCGCCGCAGCCCGCCCUCGCUCCGCUGCCCCGGCCUGGCUCGGGACCCUCUGCCCGGCCGCAGGACCCGCGGCUCGGAGCCCGGCCCGGCCGCAGCCCGGAGCCUCCCCGGGCCCCAGCUGAGUCAGGAGUGACUCAUUCCGAGCGGGCUGCCGAGUGAGUUCGCACAUUGGCUGGGAGCGCGGCUCGGGGUGUAGGUGGCUGCGUUCCGCGCUCCAACAGCUCUGCUCCGCGCUCCCUCCUCCUCCUCGCCCUCCGCGCAGGAUAGCUGCCCGAGCCGGGCUCUGCUGCUCCAGGAAGGCAUCUCAGGCGGCUCCGGUGGAUGCGGGCCGUGGAUGGCCCCGGCUCCGCUCCCCAAGGGGCUCUGCGCUGAAGAUGGAUGACUUGGCUCUCCUUGACCUGUUGGAGUGUCCCGUGUGCUUUGAAAAGCUCGACGCCACAGCAAAGGUGCUGCCGUGCCAGCACACAUUCUGCAAGCCCUGUCUGCAGAGGAUCCUGAAAUCCCAGAAGGAGCUGCGGUGCCCCGAGUGCAGGACCCUCGUCCUGGGCAGCAUCGAGCAGCUGCCCUCCAACCUGCUCCUCAUUCGCCUCCUGGAUGGAGUCAGGUGUGGGCAAAACGUCACCAGGUUUGGCUCGGUCCAGAGGUCGGGGCUCCUGUCCUCCCCCGCCUCCAUCAGGAGGGUCCCCAGGGGGCUGCAGCUGCACCAGCACCGGCUGGCAACGAAUCCUCGGAUCCACAUGGAGGGGGUGCCACGAGCCAGGGCGCUGUACACCUACCGCGGGCACAACCCCGGGGAGCUGCGCUUCAACAAGGGGGACACCAUCGUGCUGCUGCGGCAGCUGGACGAGAACUGGUACCUGGGCGAGCUCAACGGCAUCAGCGGCGUUUUCCCGGCCAGCUCCGUGCAGGUCAUCAAGCACCUGCCCCUGCCGCGCCCGCUCUACAGCCCGGAGCCGCGGGGCCGGGACAAGGCGGGGAGCAAGGACAUCCUGAGCAUCCCCAAGCCCAGCAGCCCCGCUCAGCAGCUCCUGCAGGCCACCAAGGGCCGCUGGUCCCCCCCGCCCAAGGGCGCGGCGCUGCGCGCGGCCAAGGCCAAGGCCGCGGACCCGGCGGCUUUCGCCAAGGUGCCCGACUCCAGGCGGAAGAGCCUGCGGCAGUUCUCCAUCACCACGGCCCUCAACACGCUGAACCGCAUGGUGCACGCGCCCGCCGAGCGCCCGGCGCUGCACAUCAGCUCCCCGGUGCUCAUCAGCUCCAGCAACCCCACCGUGGCCGCCCAGGGCAGCGAGAAGGACGAGCUCCCCUGCGGGACCCCGCUCCAGGUCAGCACCUCUUACUACCCCACACCAGGACCACUGGGGCCCCCGGCAGCCAUCGUCACCCUGCCCCACCUGCAGCACCAUGGGCCAGCUUACCUGUGCGUAGCUCUCCACUCCUACGCGGCUCACGGACCGGACGAGCUGGAGCUGCAGAAGGGAGAAGGGGUCCGCGUCUUCGGCAAGGACCAGGACGGGUGGCUGCGGGGCAUGUCCCUCGUCACCGGCAGGGUCGGCCUCUUCCCCAGCAACUAUGUCACCCCUCUCUUCAGGAAAUCCAGUCUCUCCGAGCCGAAGAUGCCUUCCCUGUACACCUCAUGGACGCUGUCCACCUCGUCGCUGUCCUCCCAGGGGAGCCUGUCCGAGGCCGGCCCGAGGCAGAGCCGGGCGCUGCGGCCGCUGCUGCUGCCCGUGCCCGUCCCCUGCCCCGGGCGGGGCGCGCUGGCACCGGCCCCGCUGCGGCGCGGCCGCGGCAGCACCAGGAGGAACGGAUCCCUGCAGAGGCCAGGACAGACAGGGACCCCCGUGCAGAUCACCGGCUCCCUCAGGCGUCCCUCGGCUGCGGGGCGAGCUCCGCACUUCCAGCUUUACCCGCACGUCAGCUCCCCUCCGCACAGCAUCCCUCCCGGAGCUGGCGUGGACGAGACAGCGAGGCCAAACUCCUCCUAUGAGGCUUCGCCGGCGCUGCUGGUCAGGGGAGGGGAGAGCCGAAGCCCCUCCGUGUGCAGCUCGGUGAUCCUGGACGCCAAAGACCCCUCGGUGAAGAGCGAGGCAGCUCCAAAGCCGCCUGCAUCGGCCCCGCCGUCCAUCCUGGUGAAACCAGAAACCUCCCGCAACGGCGCCGAAAAGCAAGUGAAGACGGUGCGGUUCCAGAACCACAGCCCGCCGCCGCCCAAGCGGCACAGCCUGCAGCCCUCGCCGAGGCUGCCCCGCAGCAGGACAGAGCCCGGGCCCGAGGGGCUCCUGCCCGAGCCGCGCCUGGGCCCCGAGCUGCUGCUGCUCUGCUCGCCGCGCCUGGGCUCCAGCCCCCUGCACCCGCGCCGGGCGCUGCACCCCAAGGCGCUGUCGCUGGACCUCUCGGGGCAGCUGACCUUCCCCAUCAAGAAGAGCUACAGCAGCAUCUCAGCGAACUGACCGGGUAACCCGCGCCGGCCUUCCUCCCCGCUCCUGCUCCUCUCCCUCGCUCCCGCAGCGCCCAGCCCCGCGUCCUCCCCGCUGCUCCCGCCUCGGGCAGCGAGCCCGGGGCUCGCAGAGAGCUGCGGGCACCGUGCGGGACCCGGCCCGGGGCUGCGGGGCACGGGGAGGCGCGCCGGGCUCUGCCGGUCCGCAGCGCCGGCCCUGCCCCGGCCGCUGCCCGGGCACCCCGCACGGCACGGAGAUCAAACACUGGCUCAUUACCUGCCUGCCUCAGGGUAAAGAAACCAUAAACCAGAAUCGGUCAGCUCCUGGCUGAUGGUUCACGCUGCCUUUGAGGGUAGGGGGUCACUCAGAUUUUUCAUUACGGUGGUUGCUUCCUUGCUUUUCUCAUUGGUUUUAGCCCAGGAAUUUUAACACAGAAGCCUAAAAGGCGAUUUGGAGGACAAAGAGCCAAUGGAAGGGGCUUUGCCAUCACUGCAGCCACCCAGGCUCUGCAGUGAGGGCACUGAAUCUCCCUUCUCAUUGCUUGUUUUCCUCUGGUCGCCUGUCAGCUACCUCCUGCCCAUGAGCUCCUUCCAGCCCCUUCCCACCACGCACCCACUCAGACGUGGCUGUUGUAAAUAUCUUAGGUGGGAUUCAUGGGUUUCAGAAGCAUGAAACGCUGUCUGUGUAACAGAGAGCAGAACUCAGAGCUCACCAUGCCCCAGACCCCGCUCUGCCCCAGCACCACCAGCUCUGCCUUCCAGCUUGCCCCAGUCCAAGCACUCUCCUGUGAAUCCCAGGGAAGGAGCAGAGCUCUGCUGGCUCACAGCUGUGCCUGCUCUCUGUCAAACCUCUGCACGGCAGAUUUUGGUUUCCAUACUUCGUUUCCAUUGCUGGUUUAUCCAUCGGCAGUUCCCAGCCCUGCUGCAGGCACCAGCUGCCCUCUCCUGACAGGAGGAGCUGUGCUCCCUCCAAAACUGCCCUGAAAUCCCAUCCUCGGUUACCUGCACACAAACCCGGGGGAGGAACUCCACUGCUCAAUGGAGACUCCUCAGAGAAGGACAUUUUUUCCUAUAACUACACAAAGGGAAUGGAUAAAACAAGUCACAACACCACAACCCCUGGACCUUCCCUUGUGGAGCAGGAAAGCCGGGUCUGCCUGCGGCGAUUUUCAGUGGCACAGCAACCUCCGGGGCACAGACCUGUUCUCUGUGUUCUUUGUGCUCUCUGUCAGAAUUGCAGCUCCUGCAGAAACACCGACAAGCUGAAAUUAUGCUCUGUGCCCAGGUAUAAAAGGUGGCAGCAGCUGCAAAACAGAGAGUGAGUCCAACUCAGCAGUGCCACCUCAGAGACAGCUAAAUACCUCAGGGGAGACGUGCUGGUUCUGGGCUGAGGACUCCUGCCAUCCUUUAAAAGCUGAACCAGAAAGCAGCUGGCUCUGUCCCUGAGAGACAUCCACAUACCCCAGCACAGCCAGAAGUGAACAGAAUUGCACUCAGUCCAUCAGCCCCUCUCUCCCUCUGAGAACUAAGAACGCAAACACUGGCUCCAAAACGUUUUAGUUGGAAACACCAGAGCAGCCUGGGACUGUGUAAAAAUCACACAUUUAUCAUUCUCAGGAGGUUUAUUCACUGCCCAAAAGUCGCUGCAGUUGAUUUGUGAAACAGUGUGUUUGAAGUGCAAUCAUAGCUGAAGACUUUUCAGGUUUUCUGUCAUAAAGUUCAGUAUCUGUCCCAUUUAAAAAGUAACUUCCAAAUAUUCAUGAGAUCACUGUUUAGAACCCCAAACUGCCCAUGAAGCCCGUGGGAGCUCCACAGGCUGAUCCCUUUGAACGUGUUCCCAACGGGAAGCGCUGAUGGAUCCAAGAGUGCCUGGGGAACAGCACCCAAGGGACCCCCAGUGUCAGGCAGAGCAGGACUGUAAGGGUAACAAAGGGGGAAGAUCUAUCUGCAUCAGAAUUACAGCCAAAAUAGAUCUCACAGGCAGAAGGGAUCAAUAAAAGUUCCCUAAUCCUUUAUACAACCAAGCAGGGAGUUCCACUGUCUGCUUUCUGCAUCCAGCCCAGAGAAUGCUCCAAUGAAACAUUACAGCCAGGUCACCUCCAGUGAGAAAUCAUAAAUUACUAUUUUUACAUACAUAUCUUAGAAACAGUAGGAUGUACAACCUUUGCUUAGUUGGUGAUGGGUAGGAGAAUAAAUAAAAUAUGUUUAGUUUAUUGUUCAGAGACACUUGUACAAAUUCAGGGAUGCUGAAUAUUUUUUCCAUGAAGAGAAGUUCAUUUUUUAAAAGGUUUUUUCAAUUUAAGGUACUAUUUGGGAGAAAAGUCAAUAAACAAGAAUAUAUUAGUUUCCUGUUUUGUAUUAAUCCUCAAGCUAUUUAUUUUGUAUUUCUGUAAAAAAAGCAAGACAUUUAAAGACAUUUUAAGUUUUCUGAAGUUUAUUCAUCUAAGUUUAUAGCACUAAUGUUUAGCUCUGUAGCCUGUAGAUAAAUAAAUUAAUUGGGGCCAAAUGGAUUGCAGCCCCUCGUGCACUGGGGGGGCACUGGGGAAAACGGGGCUCAGGAAAGCUUUGGCACCCACCAUGUGAGACACCAGCCUGUGGGAGCUGUUGUGGCACCAUUAAAACUUUUUGCAUGAAA